AUGCACAAAGGCCUCGUUCAUCAGGAAACUGAACUCCUCCGCAUAUCCGACCGUCAUGGAAGCGCCGAGAACCUGACCUUCGAGGAUAGGUCCGGCUGGCGGCAAAGUCAGCUGCGAGUCUGGGCGGGGAGUUGGCGGUUGGUCGUGUUUCUGUCGUUCUUGGUCAGUUUGGUGGUUCUCUUCUUGAACUUGGGCUUUUUGAUUUGGGCCGCUGCGAAGAACCAGGUUCAGGGGAGUCGUGGGGUCUUGUAUGAGGGGAAUUGCGAGAAGGUGCAGAGGUUUAACGUCGGCAUUCAUUUUCUCAUCAACGUGCUGGCCACGGUUAUCCUGGGCGCCAGCAAUUAUGGCAUGCAAUGCCUGUCUGCCCCUACGAGAUGCGACGUAGAUCGAGCACACCGCAAUGGCCGCUGGCUGGACAUUGGCGUGCAGAGUAUUCGCAAUCUGGCGCAUGUCUCCGUCCAGCGCUGUCUGUUAUGGAUCGCUCUGGCCUUCACGGCGCUUCCGUUCCAUCUCUUCUAUAAUGGCACCAUUUUUGCCACGCAAUCCGCUCACGCUUACAAUGUCUUUUCCGGAAAGGGGUCGGUCCUCGGGCAGAGUGACCUGAACUCUUCGCAGAUCAGCGAUAUCGGCGGGGGGUACCGACCGUCGUUCAAGGGUCUGUAUGAGCAGGCGCGGAAUGGAUCUCUGGAGCGCUUGGAUGCUUCCCAAUGUGUGGAUUCCUAUGCGACGACCUUUCAAGCGACAUACGGUAAUCUAUUAAUCGCCACGGACGACGUGGAAGAGCCCAACUUCGAGUUCUUUCACUCGCAGAGCGUGUUCAGUCCAAUGCAAUACCUCCUACUGGCCCAGCCUGGCGCUGAUCCCUAUCGGUGGCUGUGUCCUGGUGACGCAGAUAAGGACUGUGAUGCGUAUUUGCCGGACAUUCAUAAUCAAAUCGACGACGACAGCUGGACUGUCCAAUCUACUGCCCGCGAGUACAAAGUGAACUACUGUUUGGCGGAGAAGUUACCUCAGCAGUGCAAGCUGGAGUAUUCUCUCCCAAUGACGCUCAUCAUUAUCAUGCUUAACCUGUUUAAUGCUGUGAUACUAUGCUAUAUCUCACUCGGCACGAAAGAAUCUCCCUUGCUGACCGUCGGCGACUCCAUCGCGUCGUUCCUCAGCCAGCCCGAGACGUCCACCCAGAAUAAGUGCUUCCACAGCCGGGCCAUCGUUGGCGAGCUGAACUCUGGCCUGCCUGUCUAUCGAGCUCUUGACAAACCGGUGAUGUUCGAAAGGAAGAGCAAACGAUGGAUCUCCGCCGCCUCGUUCGCCAAAUGGGGAUUCGUCGUGAUCAUCUGGCUCAUCGCUAUCGCCCUCUGUCUCGGCCUCCUAGCCUACGGUCUCAGUGAGAUGAACAACAGCUCCGGCGUCUGGACUGUCUCCAUCGGAGAAGCAACCGCCCAGACCCUCAUCAAAGGCGACUACUGGCCCACCACGAUCGGCAUCAACAUCCUCGCCGCCAACGCCGCCCAGAUCAUCUUCGCUAUGCUCUACUUCUCCACCAACUCGCUCCUCUCCGCCAUGACCCUCGCCGCUGAAUGGAGCCGCUUCGCCGUACGCCGCAGUGGACUCCGCGUCUCCGUCUCGCCUCAGGUCUCGCAACGCCAGUCGUACUUCCUCUCUCUUCCUGUCUAUUAUGGUGUACCAUUCCUUCUUGCCUCCGCCGUCCUGCACUGGCUCAUCUCGCAAAGCCUCUUCAUUGUCUCCGUCGAAGCCUACACCGCCGACCACGCGCGAGACACCUCCGGAGACCUGAUCACCUGCGGCUUCUCGCCUAUCGCAAUCGUUAGCGCCGUCGCCGUCGCCGCGUUCAUCGCUCUCAGCGUCUGCGGUCUCGCUUCUCAGCGCUUCGCAUCUGGCAUGCCGAUCGCGGGGAGUUGUAGUCUUGCUAUAGCCGCGGCUUGUCAUCCUUAUUUCGAUCCGAAUUAUCUGGGGGGUGACGGGAUUGCCGAGAUCCAGUUCAACGGGGAGGAUGUGGCUAUGUUGCCGGUCAAAUGGGGCGCUGUGCGCUUGGAGGGGAACUUGGGGCAUUGUACUUUUUCGGCAGGGGAGGUUGAGAUGCCGGAUGAGAAAAGUGUGUAUCAAUAA
Molecule: messenger RNA, 2127 nt
Organism: Aspergillus melleus
Lineage: Eukaryota; Fungi; Ascomycota; Eurotiomycetes; Eurotiales; Aspergillaceae
Exons: 4
Coding region: 1-2127 (708 amino acids)
Source: RefSeq, a predicted model, not a curated record